CUUUUCUUUUAAAAGUGCGCCAAUAAAGUUUCGGUUGAUGUGGUCUAUUUGAAACAAAAAAAAAAAUUUAUGACCUUUUGUUUUGCUUUUCUUUUUCUUUUUGUUAUUAUUUCUCCAUAAAACAUUUUUGAAAAACAACAAAAAUAUCAUUGGAAAGUGCCUUCUACCAUCUUAAUAACUCCAACAACAAAAAAAAUACACACUAUAUAGAGAAGCGUAACAAAUUUUCAAACAUAAGAGGCAAAAUAAAAAAUUACAAGUGCGAAUAUUGACUGAGGAUUAAGGGAAGAAACUAGAAAAUUGUAUACAAACACAUUCAAUUUCUCUACUUUACUAUUUUGCUUUAAAAUUGCAUAUUUUUUAAAAUUAGGCUUGCCAAUUUAGUUAAAAUUAAUUUAAAUUAAUUUUGAAAAUUGGAGAAAAUUCUCCAAUUGAGUUCAAUGUAUUAUUUGGUGCUAAAAUCAAACAUCGUAGGAUUUGCAUUACCUUUAAUAAAAUUGCUCAGAUAUCAUUAAAAAUUUCAAAAGUGAAUUUUAGAGUAAAUGAGACGCGAUUGGCAAGUCUAACCCUCUUGUUUUUUUUUUUUUAAAUAAUUGUAAAGUUGUGAUUUUUUUUUAUCACCUGUGUUGUGUACACCAUAAUGCCAUUUUAUGUUAAAAUAUUAUGUUAGUAUGAAUUUGAUGUAUAAAUUACUUUUGGAAGUUAAACAUAAUGUUAAGAAAAUUUUCUUAAAUAAAAACAACGUGUAAGAAUAAGAGUGAAAAAAAAUAAAAAUUGUGUGAAUUUUUUUCUUCAUGUUUAUAUGGAGGAAAAAAAUAUUAAAAUACAUUUAAACAAAAGUAAAAAAGAAUAAACUAAAAAAUAACGGUAAGGUGAAGGAAAUAAAAUAUAAAAAAAAAAUAGAAAUUUGUUAAAAUCCGUAAAAGCCAGACAACAAAUAGGCAAUAAAGAAAUACAUAAAAAAAGGAAAAAAAUUCAAAAACGAAAACAAAAAAAAAUUGUAGUAAAAGAAAACAAAAAAGAGAAGUUAUUAGAAGGAGAUAGCAAAGAAAAAAACUCAACAAACAAAAGCAAGAUAAAAAAUAUGACAACAAGAGGCAUACGACGGAAGAAAUCUUCAUUAUCGGAAGUUAAAAUUGCCGUUGUUGGUGCACCAGGUGUUGGUAAAAGUGCUCUCAUAGUUCGAUUUAUUUCCAAACGGUAUAUAGGGGAAUAUGAUCAUCAAGGAGAAAGUCGAGCUAAACAUGAAGCGAUGAUAGAUAAUGAGCCUGUGAUGUUCGAAAUUCUUGAUACCUGUCCGAAGGAUAAAGAUGAUUUUCCCAAUGCAUCAGAUUUAAUACAAUGGGCGGAUGGUUUACUUUUAGUUUACUCAAUUACCGAUAGGCAUUCAUUUAAUUAUAUAAGAAAAGUAAAAUCAGAUUUUAGUUCUGAUUUACCAGUUGUUCUUUGUGCCAAUAAAGUUGAUAUGGUCCAUCUACGUCAAGUGAGUACUGAGGAAGGUGAAAUAUUGGCAAAAGAUUUUGAAUGUAAAUUUAGUGAAGUAUCAGCUGCUGAACAUGUUGGCCAAGUUGCAGAAGUAUUUCAUGAUCUUUGUAAGGAUAUUUUAUCAUCAAAACGUAAAUCAAAACAAAGUAUAUUGGAAAGAGUUGAAAGGAUAUUAGGUGGUGGAACAAAACCUUACAGUAGAGGCAAAAGUGAUAGCGCUUUGCCAAAAGACUGAUUGAUGGUUUAAGUUUUUUUUUUUUUUUAAAAAAAUUUUCAUUUCUUUUCCUAUUCAUUUGCUUUUUGUUUUUUACUUUGAUGUUAUACAUAUAACACAUAUAUACAAACAUACAUAUAAA
Molecule: messenger RNA, 1841 nt
Organism: Condylostylus longicornis
Lineage: Eukaryota; Metazoa; Arthropoda; Insecta; Diptera; Dolichopodidae
Product: ras-related and estrogen-regulated growth inhibitor
Exons: 5
Coding region: 1085-1720 (211 amino acids)
Molecular function (GO): GTPase activity; GTP binding
Source: RefSeq, a predicted model, not a curated record